Otolemur garnettii (small-eared galago) is the source of this 888-nucleotide messenger RNA. RefSeq names its product ret finger protein-like 4A. Lineage: Eukaryota; Metazoa; Chordata; Mammalia; Primates; Galagidae. Bases 1 to 888 code for a protein of 295 amino acids. Gene Ontology annotation, molecular function: protein binding. The record is from RefSeq and is a predicted model, not a curated record. The transcript has a single exon.
AUGGCUGAGCACUUUAAAGAAGCCAGUUCAUGCAAUACCUGCCUAACUUAUCUCAAAAAACCUGUGCACUUGAAGUGUGGCUACCUGUGCUGCCUCGAGUGCGUCAACUCACAGCAGAAGGAGCCCCACGGGGAGAGUUUGCAAUGCCCGGUCUGCCCUGAGGUCUCUCAGGAGAGAGACAUCAUGCCCUCUAUCCCGCUGGGGAAGCUGGUGUCCCACGUCCAGGAACUGGAGCCCCAGCUGAGAGCUGCCCUACAGAUGGACCCCAGAAUGAGGAAGUUCCAAGUGGAUAUGACCUUGGAUGUGGACACAGCCAACAACAGUCUCGUCAUUUCUGAUGACCUGAGGAAGGUUCACUGUGGGUGUUUCAAACAGAAUAGGAGCUGGCGAGCCGAGAGAUUCAACAAUGCCUUGUGUGUCCUCGGGUCCCCGCGUUUCACUUCUGGCCGUCACUACUGGGAAGUGGAUGUGAGCAAGAGCGAAAAAUGGGACGUGGGUGUCUGCAAGGAAUCGGUUACAAGGCAAGGACAGAUCACGCUGUCUACAGAAAGGGGCUUCUGGACUGUGGGUGUGAGAAGAGCGCCGAUUGUCACUGCCUGCACCUGGCCCUUGACCGCUCUGUUGGUGAAUCCCCGGCUCCACAGGGUGGGGAUUUUCCUGAAUGUGAAUAUGGGCACCGUCUCCUUCUACCAUGUCGGCGAUGGGUCUCAUAUCUUCACAUUCACUAACAUUCCUGCUGCGGAACCACUGCGGCCAUUUUUUGCUCCUUCCAAUGUAGCUGAUGACAGUCAAAGCUACCUGCGGGUCUGUCCUUCAGUGGAUCUAGGCAUUGAACCAGCCUUCAUCCCGGGCGGGGCGAAUGAAGCUAUGAACACAAGAUGUCUGUAG